Messenger RNA from Fulvia fulva, 2421 nucleotides. RefSeq lists its product as uncharacterized. NCBI's taxonomy places the organism in Eukaryota, Fungi, Ascomycota, Dothideomycetes, Mycosphaerellales, Mycosphaerellaceae. Gene Ontology annotation, biological process: protein quality control for misfolded or incompletely synthesized proteins; glycoprotein catabolic process; carbohydrate metabolic process. Gene Ontology annotation, cellular component: cytosol; nucleus. Bases 1 to 2421 code for a protein of 806 amino acids. Gene Ontology annotation, molecular function: peptide-N4-(N-acetyl-beta-glucosaminyl)asparagine amidase activity; carbohydrate binding. The record is from RefSeq and is a predicted model, not a curated record. The transcript has 2 exons.
AUGGCUACUUCUCGCCAAGCUGUAUUUGCGCUUCUGACUAGUCUUGUUGCUGUGCCUGCAGUCGCGCAGAAUGCCAGCAGCGACAGCAUUCUUCGUCUUGUAGAUCCAUUGAUCGGGACGACGAACGGCGGCCAUGUCUUCCCUGGAGCAACACUACCCUUCGGUAUGGCGAAGGCUGGCGCCGAUGUCAAUGUCGAGAACCAGGGAGGCUUUAGUACUGGAGAUGUGACGGGAAACAUAACUGGCUUUAGCCAUAUGCACGACUCGGGCACUGGAGGAUCGCCUUCACUUGGCAACUUCCCGCUGUUCCCACAAGCUGGCUGCCGGAACGACGACAUCAAUGGCUGCGUGUUUCCCAUACAGGAUCGAGCAGUGCCCAGGAUCAACGGCACAGCCGAAGCACAUCCUGGGUACUUUGCAGUCACAAUGGACACCAACAUCCGCACCGAGAUGACAGUAACGAACCACACAGCGCUGUAUCGCUUCAACUUCCCGGCGACACCUACUGCGGAGAACUCCACUCUGAAACCGCUGAUAUUGGCUGACCUGAUCGAUCUUCCUCUGUCGAGGACCAAUGGCUCGGUAGUAGUAGACGACAAGACUGGCCGCAUUUCUGGUAGUGGUGUCUUCUCGCCCAGCUUUGGCAUAGGCUCCUACACCCUUCACUUCUGCGCGGACUUCACAGGCGCCGAGAUUUGCGACACUGGAGUCUUCAUGAACAAUCGCGCAGGGACUGAGCCGAAGAACCUUACUGUGGUCAACGAUGGCAUCGACAACAGUCCAGACAUCCUGCCAGCAGGCGCCUGGGUCCAGUUCAAUGCACCACACACUGACAACCAAAUUCUUGCGCGUGUUGGUGUCAGCUUCAUCAGCUCAAACCAGGCAUGCAGUAAUGCAGAGAAGGAGAUUCCAGACUUCGACUUUGAAGCAACCAGAUCCACCGCUGAGCAAGCAUGGGAAGAUACCUUGGGUGUGAUAGAAGUCGUACCAGGCGGCGUCAAUGAGAGUCUCCAAACUACCUUUUGGUCGGGCGUUUACCGAGCAGGUAUUUCGCCGCAGGACUACACCGGCGAGAACCCACUCUGGGAGAGCACUGAGCCUUACUACGACAGCUACUACUGCAUAUGGGACAGCUUCCGAAGCAUCCACAGUCUGAUCACUAUCCUCGACCCUUACUCUCAGAUUCAGAUGAUCCGCAGCUUGAUCGAGAUCUACCGACAGGAAGGCUGGCUCCCUGACUGCCGCAUGUCGCUGUGCAAAGGCUUCACGCAAGGCGGCAGCAAUGCGGAUGUGGUGCUUGCGGACACUUAUGUCAAGUUCGGCAAGCUUGCGACCGAUUACGGCGUUGACUGGGAUACUGCUUACGAGGCACUGGUCAAAGACGCAGAAGAUGAACCUCUGAACUGGUCAGUCGAGGGUCGUGGUGGGUUGCAUAGUUGGAAGACCCUCAACUAUGUGCCAACUGAGGACUAUGACCCGUAUGGAGUUGGACCAUUCACCAGGAGUAUCAGCAGGACGGUCGAGUAUGCUUACGAUGACUACUGCAUCGCAGAAGUCGCGCGUGGACUGGGCAACCAAGGUGACUAUGAGAAAUACGUGACGAACUCCGACUACUGGAAGAACAUGUGGAAAGCCGAUGAGACGAGCGCCAUCAAUGGCACAGACACUGGCUUUACUGGGUUCCUUCAGUCGAAGUUUCUGAACGGGACCUGGGGCUAUCAGGAUCCAAUAUUCUGCUCGCCACUACUGAACUUCACCUCCUGCUACCUCAACCCAGACGGUCACGAAACAUACGAGGGCAGCUCAUGGCUGUAUUCCUUCUUCGUGCCACACGACAUGGCCUCGCUAAUCACUACGAUGGGUGGCCCGACAACAUUCGUCAAGCGUCUAGAUUACCUACACGAGAGCGGACUCCUCUACAUCGGUGACGAGCAAGGCUUCCUUCCAGUGUUCCAGUAUCACUACGCAGGUCGUCCAGGCAAGAGCGCAGAACGCGCACACUUCUACAUCCCCUCGCAAUUCAACGAUACGAUUGCCGGCAUCCCAGGCAACGACGAUAGCGGCGCGAUGGGCUCGUUCGUUGCUCUAACCAUGAUGGGCAUCUUUCCAAACCCUGGGCAGGACGUGUACCUCAUCACGCCUCCGUUCUUCGAGGAAGUGUCUAUCAGGAACAAGCUCACGGGCAAGAAGGCCACGAUCAAGAACAUUAACUUCGAUGCCGACUAUCAGAACAUCUACAUCCAAAGCGCCACGCUUGACGGCAAGCCGUAUACUAAGAACUGGAUCUCGCAUAGUUUCUUCCUGGAUGGUGGUGUGCUGGAGUUGACGCUGGGAAGGAACGAGAGUGCCUGGGGUACGAGAGCUGAGGAUCUGCCACCGAGUGUGUCGACGGGGCAUGAUAAUUCGGGAUAUAUGUUUUAA